AUGGUCCCCAAACCGCCCAAGUUGCCUCCAAUGGAGGUGCUGCGCGUCAAGGACCCGGUGGUUAACAAGGGCACAGACCCGUGCAUUGUGGCCAUGUCCUCUGUUCUGGCAUGCUGGGCGUCGGUCGGAUACAACGCAGCGGGCUGCGCAGCCGUCGAGGCAACACUACGGCAAUGCGUCGACUCCCGGGUGCCACAGAAGGAAAGGAAAUCCAGCAUCAACUACCACCUGGGUCGGUUCCAACGGAGACUGGAAGGUCGGAUCUACCACAAGGGGUCGAAGGAUUAA
Molecule: messenger RNA, 288 nt
Organism: Sporothrix brasiliensis 5110
Lineage: Eukaryota; Fungi; Ascomycota; Sordariomycetes; Ophiostomatales; Ophiostomataceae
Product: 37S ribosomal protein Mrp10, mitochondrial
Exons: 2
Coding region: 1-288 (95 amino acids)
Biological process (GO): mitochondrial translation
Cellular component (GO): mitochondrial small ribosomal subunit
Molecular function (GO): structural constituent of ribosome
Source: RefSeq, a predicted model, not a curated record